Messenger RNA from Jatropha curcas, 6049 nucleotides. RefSeq names its product pleiotropic drug resistance protein 1. Gene Ontology annotation, molecular function: ABC-type transporter activity; ATP binding; ATP hydrolysis activity. Gene Ontology annotation, cellular component: membrane. The record is from RefSeq and is a predicted model, not a curated record. NCBI's taxonomy places the organism in Eukaryota, Viridiplantae, Streptophyta, Magnoliopsida, Malpighiales, Euphorbiaceae.
ACCAAACUGACAAAAUAAUUAACCGUUAACCGGCAAAUAGUUAACUUGUCUUAAUGUUCGAUUCAGUUGCGUCCAACCCCAAUUACAGCCUAAUUAGUCAAAAGACAAUAAAAUCGACUCGUUUUCUCAAAUUUAUUGACCAAUUAGAGUAGGGACUGCGAAUAGAUGGCAACUUUGAAUACUUGCAUCGCCAAUUGUCCACCUUUGCGCUUUGGUUAGGUUCAGAGGCUACAAACUGUUGCGUGUAACAUGCUUGAUGAAAUGCCUGAACGAUGCAUUGUGCGGCAUUAUGUGAUAUGCCUAUAUUGUUGAAAGCUAGAAUUGGGUGGUGAAGUUCCAUACGGGUAGCAUUGAAAGAGAAUUUCUUUUCUUAUUUACUUUUUCAAUUUCAUUUCUGUUAUUAUAUGGAAUUUAUUAAUGUUGCCAAACUUGCUUCAGGGGUUAAUUUCCUAACCUACAUUAAUAGACCAUUUUAGUCUACCUAAUAUUUAAGCCUUAUGACUUCCCUUUCAUAUGUAAGUGCAAUCACCAUAGGCAGACAUAGGAUAGAAUUUUAGGGAGCUAAAGUUUGAAUACUCGGCAUUUUUUGAAGAAUGCAUUUAUUAGUCUUAGAUGGUUUUCCCAUCUAAGAUAGAAACAAUUUAUAUUGUGCCAAAGUGAAUUUCAUACAUUAAACAAUUUAUAUAAUAUCAUGUAAAUAUAAAAUUAGAAACGAAAAUUAAUUUUUAACAUUUUUCUGUUAUACAUAUGCUUUAAGUGAACUGUCACUAACUCAUGUUGAAAAGUAUUUGAAUUUGAUAUUAUAUUAACGUCUAAUGAUUUUUUUCACUUGAAUAAAAAAGUUAAAUAAAUAUUUAAAUGCAAAUCUAACCAAAUGGAGCCUCAAAAUUUUAAAUUCUUUAAUGUUUUUACUUGUACCUUGAUAUUUACUGGACUUUAUUUAAAAUAUUUGUUGAUUGUGAAAUAUUUUAAUGUACAUCUUACCUUGGGUUCGCCAUUGAUGAUCAGAGACGCAUACGCACACAUAUAUACAUAUGUAUGAUGCAUGUUUAUGUCUGUCUAAAAGCUCCUACUUCCUCCAAAAUUUAUUUGAAAUUUUAUAUCUGUAAUUCCAUGGAAUUGGUUCUACUUGAAUCUAAUUCUAUGAAAGUUGGCAGAAUUUGCUAAUAUUCUAAAUCCAUCCGAUUCUAGAUGCCCCUACUGAUAUCCCUUCUACAUUAUGACAUAAUUCUCUCUGUCCAUCACCCGUGAAGUUCAAUCUCUAACUAGCGUGGUAAUAGGUCACCCAACCUUGCUUUAGAAAGAGAGUUUGAUAGAAGCUGUGAUGCUUCAAUAAUCUUUUAAUUGGCUAUUAACUGGAAUUCUGUUUCUGACCAAAUUCUGCCAACCAUUUGGCAGUGAACGAAGGAAGACCAAAGGCCAAGACUUUUAGUGUAAUAUUUUAAUUCUUUGCAUCUAUAUUUAGUCAUGACUGUAUCAUUGUUAUGUAGUAAAUGUUGUCAAUUUGUGCAGACAAAUGCAUUGAAGUUGAGUAUAUUUUCUGUAGCGCUUGCAAUGGGCAGUCGUGAUCUUUAUCAAGUGAGUAGUUCUUCAUUGUGGAGGAAAAAUGGCACGGAAAUUUGCUCAAGCUCUUGUCGAGAAAAUGAUGAUGAAGAAGCUCUUCAAUGGGCAGCUGUUGAGAGACUGCCAACUUAUGACCGCUUAAAGAAAGGGUUACUCACCGCACCAGAAGGCAAGUCUACUGAAAUUGAUAUCCAUAAACUUGGUUUCAAAGAAAGGACAAAUUUGAUCAAGAGGUUGAUGGAAGUUGGUGACAACGAUAAUGACAAGUUUUUGUUGAAACUUAAGAACCGUCUUGCUAGAGUAGGAAUUGAAAUUCCAACAUUAGAAGUCAGAUUUGAGCAUCUGAAUAUUGAAGCAGAAUCUUAUGUAGGAAGUCGAUCUUUGCCAACACUUUUUAACUUCUUCGCAAAUAUACUAGAGGAUUCAUUGAACUAUCUCCACUUAUCCUUUACUAGAAAGAAACGUGUCUCUAUCCUUCGUGAUGUGACUGGAAUCAUCAAGCCUUGCAGGAUGACGUUGCUUUUAGGUCCACCAAGUUCUGGGAAGACUACACUCUUGUUAGCUUUGGCAGGAAAGCUUAAUCCUAAUCUAAAGUUUUCAGGGAGGGUGACUUACAAUGGCCAUGAAAUGCAUGAAUUUGUGCCCCAAAGAACUGCUGCCUACAUCAGUCAACAUGACCUACAUAUUCCAGAAAUGACUGUAAGAGAAACCUUAUCAUUCUCUGCAAGAUGCCAGGGAGUUGGAGGCAGAUAUGAGAUGUUGGCGGAACUGUUGAGAAGAGAGAAAGCAGCAAAUAUUAAGCCUGAUCCUGAUAUUGAUGUGUUCAUGAAGGCUGCUUCAGUAGAUGGCCAAGAGACAAAUGUGAUCACUGAUUAUAUUCUCAAGGUUUUGGGACUGGAAAUUUGUGCUGAUAUUAUGGUGGGGAAUGAAAUAUUCAGGGGUAUUUCUGGAGGUCAAAGGAAGCGCGUGACCACAGGGGAGAUGGUGGUUGGUUCUGCAAAGGUUCUGUUCAUGGAUGAGAUAUCUACUGGCUUGGAUAGCUCAACCACAUUUCAAGUUGUGAACUCACUCAAGCAAUGGACUCAUAUUUUUAAUGGAACUACAUUUGUUUCUCUCCUCCAGCCAGCGCCAGAGACUUAUGAUCUCUUUGAUGACAUUGUUCUUCUAUCUGAAGGCCAGAUUGUGUACCAGGGUCCCUGUGCAGAUGUUCUUGAGUUUUUUGAAUCAAUGGACUUCAAAUGUCCUGAAAGGAAAGCAGUGGCUGACUUUUUGCAAGAAGUCAUAUCAAAGACAGAUCAAAAGCAGUACUGGGCGCAUAGAGAUAAACCCUACAGUUAUGUCUCAGUGAGGGAAUUUGCUGAGGCAUUUCAAUCCUUUCAUGUUGGAAAGAAACUAGGAGACGAACUGGCGACUCAAUUUGAUAAAAGCAAGAGCCAUCCUGAUCUCUUCACGACUGAUAAAUAUGGAACCAGCAAGAAGGAACUAUUUAAAGCUUGCUGGUCGAGAGAAUUGUUAUUGAUGAAGAGAAACUCAUUUGUAUACUUCUUCAAGCUCUUUCAACUUAUGUUGAUGGCGUUGAUCGGAUCAACAGUCUUCUUACGAACUGAAAUGCCAAGGAAUUCAAUAACUGAUGGAGGAAUUUACAUGGGUGCUCUGUUCUUUACUGUAGUUAUGGUUAUGUUUAAUGGAUUCUCAGAAAUUGGCCUGACUGUUUUUAAGCUUCCGGUUUUUUUCAAGCAAAGGAAUCUCUUGUUCUUUCCUGCAUGGGCAUAUGCUCUUCCUACAUGGAUUCUCAAGAUCCCCAUCACAGUCAUAGAAGUUUCUGUUUGGGUGAUUAUCACUUAUUACAUGAUGGGGUUUGAUCCUAAUGUUGAAAGGUUUUUUAGGCAGUUUCUUGUACUCAUACUAAUUAAUCAGAUGGCUUCUGCAUUAUUUAGACUGAUUGCAGUGGUUGGUAGGACCCUCAUUGUGGCUGGCACAUUGGGGUCAUUUUUACUGCUUGUGCUUUUUGCAAAUUCUGGCUUUGUCUUGUCGCAAGAGAAUGUAAAGAAAUGGUGGAUCUGGGGUUACUGGAUUUCACCUAUGAUGUAUGGACAGAAUGCAGUAGCAGUUAAUGAAUUCCUAGGAAAGAGCUGGAGUAAUGUGCUGCCAUAUUCCAUGGAAAAACUGGGUAUUGCGGUUCUCAAGUCCCGUGGUUACUUCACAGAAGCAUUUUGGUACUGGAUAGGAAUAGGAGCAUUGAUCGGGUUUACAUUAUUAUUUAAUGUUGCUUAUACUCUGGCUCUCACUUAUCUCAACUCAUUUGAAAAGCCUGGAGCUGUUAAAGUAGAAGAUUAUAAAAGCAAUGAUGACAUUGAUGAAGCUGAAGGAGACAUUGAAUUAUCAUUUCAACACAAACCCAAAACAGAGCACCAAGAUGAAUUUAGGAAGAGCUUUGCCUCUUGUAGAUCCUUAUCUGCAAGGACCCAGGCAGUUUCAAAAAGAAAGAAGGGAAUGAUUCUUCCAUUUGAUCCACAUUAUAUUACGUUUCAUGACAUUACGUAUUCAGUAGAUAUGCCUCAGGAAAUGAAAAAUCAAGGUAUUCAAGAAGAUAAGUUGAGACUUCUGACGGAUGUGAGUGGUUGUUUCCAGCCUGGGGUUCUUACAGCUCUGAUGGGUGUUACUGGUGCUGGUAAAACCACUCUGAUGGAUGUGCUGGCUGGCAGGAAAACUGGUGGAUAUAUUGAGGGUAGUAUCACCAUUUCUGGAUACCCAAAGAAACAAGACACAUUUGCUAGGAUCUCUGGGUAUUGUGAGCAAAAUGAUAUCCACUCUCCACAUGUUACAGUCUACGAGUCUUUGCUCUACUCCGCUUGGCUUCGUUUACCAGCUGAAAUUGAUACUGAAGCCAGAAAGUUGUUCAUGGAGGAAGUCAUGGAACUUGUGGAACUAAAUCCAUUGAGGACAGCUUUAGUUGGGUUGCCUGGUGUGAGUGGUCUCUCCACUGAACAGCGCAAGAGGCUAACAAUUGCUGUUGAGCUGGUGGCAAACCCCUCCGUUAUAUUUAUGGAUGAGCCAACUUCAGGACUAGAUGCAAGAGCUGCUGCCAUAGUUAUGAGAACAGUUAGGAACACAGUGGAUACUGGACGAACAGUUGUGUGCACCAUCCAUCAACCAAGCAUUGAUAUAUUUGAAUCUUUUGAUGAGCUAUUUCUAUUGAAGCAAGGAGGCCAAGUGAUAUAUGCAGGUCCACUGGGUCAUCAUUCUUGUGAUUUAAUCAAUUAUUUUGAGGGAUUAGGAGUUAACAAGAUUAAAGAUGGAUAUAAUCCAGCAACUUGGGUGCUAGAUAUCACGACUCCAGCCCAAGAAAGAUCUUUGGGAAUUGAUUUCACUGAUGUGUACAAAAAUUCGGAACUAUACCGGAGAAACAAGGCCCUUAUAAGACAACUAAGCAACCCUGUUCCUGGUACAAAGGACCUCCAUUUCCCCACCAGGUACCCACAGUCAUUUUUUGUCCAAUUCAUUGCUUGUUUAUGGAAACAACACUGGUCAUACUGGCGCAAUGCAUCAUAUACUGCUGUGAGGUUUCUGUUCACAAUUGUCAUUGCCUUGAUGUUUGGUACAAUGUUCUGGGACCUUGGCUCCAAAAUGGAAAAGGAACAAGAUCUGUUAAAUGCAAUGGGUUCUAUGUAUACUGCUGUUCUUUUCCUUGGCGUUCAAAAUUGUGGAGGUGUACAACCUGUGGUGGCAGUGGAGCGAACAGUUUUUUACAGGGAAAAGGCUGCUGGAAUGUAUUCAGCCGUGCCUUAUGCCUUUGCUCAGGUUGCUAUAGAGUUGCCGUACAUUUUUGUACAAGCAGUUUCCUAUGGUGUCAUAGUUUAUUCAAUGAUGGGAUUUGAAUGGACUAUGAUUAAGUUCCUUUGGUACAUAUUCUAUAUGUACUUCACCUUACUGUACUUCACCUUUUAUGGCAUGGCAACUGUAGCUGCAACACCUAAUUAUUACAUAGCUUCCAUAAUUUCCUCGGCAUUUUAUGCAUUAUGGAACCUUUUCUCAGGAUUUGUCAUCCCUCGAACCAGAAUUCCUGUGUGGUGGAGAUGGUAUUACUGGUUAUGCCCUGUUGCUUGGACCUUGUACGGAUUGGUUACAUCACAGUAUGGAGAUAAGAAGGACGUUCUUGACAUUGGUCUAGCAGUAGAAGAUUUUUUGAGUACGCUCUUCGGUUUCAGACAUGAUUUUCUGGGUGUGGUUGCAGCUGCAAAUGUUGGGUUUGCAGUUCUAUUUGCAUGUGUUUUUGCCAUUGGCUUAAUGAUGAUAAAUUUCCACAAGCGAUGAGAUAAGAGUUUGUUGUAUUUGCUCAUAUAAAUUUUAUGGUGAUGUAUUAACUAUAGAAUGGUAAGAUUUUACCAAAACAAUAUCUAUGCAAGUUAUUUACUUGCAUGAUUCUUCAGAAUCAACAACACUGUUGAGUUAAUAAUAGAGGAUCCUGAAGCAUUUGAAGCUUUCA